ACACAUUAGUAAUUAUUUUCUUCUUCUUGUAAAAUGUGAAACCCAGAACUGCUCCGUGCUUCAACUGUGGCUGCAAUGGCGGGCUCGGUGUCCUCAAGCUUCUCCGUUCCUUCCUGCGUCCCACAGAACCUGAUUAAGGGAAGACAUUCAAAAAGAUCAGCUUUUUGUAGAAUUCCAAGCCUAGCACCCAGAAAAACAGUAUCCAACCUUCUUGCACUUGACAGCAUAAAUACAGAGAUAUUUUCUGUCAAUUGGAGCCAUCAUCGUUGUUUAACUGCAACAUCAAUGCAAUUAGGUGAAAUUUUACUUAUUGUUUGGAUGUAAGUUCUUGGACCCAUAUGAUAAUAACUGGUUAUUGGGUAGGACCAGAUAUUGAUGAUGGCUGGGGAUUCAUAGAAGCUUUUCUUGAUCAAAUUACUUAAAUUUUCAAAUGCAAUAAUGCUCAGUGGCUUUUAUUUUAUUCCCAGUCUUUCUAGAGAAUAUUGAAUGUGAAAGGUGUGGAAAAAAUCAGUUUAUCAGAUAAAUGAGAUGCUUCCUUGACCUUCCUUCAUGAGGGAUAGGAAAAUGAUUCUGUGGCAUAAAAGCUCUUUGCCCUUUCAAGAUGUCUUGAGGUGGUACAUAUUUGUGAACUCUUACUGUAUGGCUGCUCCUCUCUUUUUCUCCUUAUGAGUUCUUACAACAUUUUCUUUUCAUUUUCAGAUAGAGAACUGCUAUUAUUUUUAAUAGCAUUAAUACUCCAUAGUUUAUUCUGCAUAUAACUCAAUGUCAUCUUUAACCAGUGAAUUAGCUAGGAAUGAGCUUUGUAAAGAGGGCAUAUUUUGAAAAUAAAACUAGGUAUCAUGCAGAAGGAGAAUGACUUGGUUGGACUUAGGUUAGAGCUUGCCAUUGGUUUGAGUCUAUUGGCAAGCUUUUGCUUUUAAGAGUUGGGUUUUACCUCCUUAGUUGAGCUGGUGUAGAACUCCUUGAGCCUGUUGGAGUUCUUUAUGGGCCCUUUUGUUCAUCAAAUCCCAAUACCAUCUAAGAAAGAGUCCUGAGUAUUGCUUAUGAAGUUAGUUUUGUUUGUUAGUUGUUUCCUUUUAGUUCUGUUUCACAACUGUAUUUGAGUCCUGAUUUUAGUACAAAAUUUUUUUGCUAAUUACCAAAAAUGAAUCAAUCAAAUUUUA
This is a messenger RNA of Rubroshorea leprosula, 1163 nucleotides long. The record is from the annotation of a GenBank genome assembly. NCBI's taxonomy places the organism in Eukaryota, Viridiplantae, Streptophyta, Magnoliopsida, Malvales, Dipterocarpaceae.